AUGAGCACGAGGUAUAUGGACUUGCUAAACGAGCAACAGGGUUAUCUAGAUGAAAAUUAUAAUCUGGCGCAAGAAGUUCUAGAUAUUCUUGAUGGUCUGGCUAAUGAAGAGAAAAGCGAUGAGGACAAGAUAGCAUUGCUGAAAAGCCUCAAAAAGGGAAGUGAUGAGCUAUUCAGCUCCCUUAUCAAUCUAAGAAUUAAUAAUAUUAAUAGUAUUGAAAGCUAUAAUACUAAAAUGAAAAUUGGGCCCUCAUCGGAUGUUGCUAAGAGUAAGUUAAAGGUUAGUCCAACAGACUUGGGGAACCCGGAUAACCUUUAUAAUUACUUAAAGGAGCUACGACUACUAAAUUUUGAGUGGAUGAAGCACUUGAAGCUGCUGAAUGAUUUUUCUACAGACAUGAGUUUUCCUAUAGCGAACCAGGAGGGCACGGAUCACAUAGUUGUGAACCGUGAACACUUUCCUGCGGAGCUUCUACCGGUUUUGGAGCGAUAUGACCAGCACGGGGAAGCCGUGGAUGACACUAUGAAGCUUCGUUCAGAGAUGAUGCAGUAUUUUGAGAAUAUUCGGUCAACGAGAGCGAAGUAUCACUUGGAAAACAAGUACCUAAUAGCAACUAGUCUGAAGGAGUUGACCAAGAGUGUUGCAGCAUGGAGCUCCAAGUGGGAAAAUUUGGAAUCGCUACUUUUUGGUGAUAAUCCGAAUUCUAUUAGGAAACUCUUGCAAUCGGUUCAGUCUAUCAAAGCGUCAAUUCCACAAGAGAGCAAAAUGGACGUUGAAAUGGAGUGA
Eremothecium sinecaudum is the source of this 786-nucleotide messenger RNA. It is a transcript of the gene THP2, whose product is annotated as Thp2p. Gene Ontology annotation, cellular component: nucleoplasmic THO complex. Bases 1 to 786 code for a protein of 261 amino acids. Gene Ontology annotation, biological process: mRNA export from nucleus; transcription elongation by RNA polymerase II. The transcript has a single exon. Lineage: Eukaryota; Fungi; Ascomycota; Saccharomycetes; Saccharomycetales; Saccharomycetaceae. The record is from RefSeq and is a predicted model, not a curated record.